Paramormyrops kingsleyae is the source of this 935-nucleotide messenger RNA. Lineage: Eukaryota; Metazoa; Chordata; Actinopteri; Osteoglossiformes; Mormyridae. The record is from RefSeq and is a predicted model, not a curated record.
UACCAGAGCGGGACUCUUGUACGGGAAAAUGGACAGUAGUCAGCACGGGCCGAUCCUUUCCAGGGCUGUUCAGAAAAGAUGGACCUGUACGUGGAAAACGGAGGUUAUCUACACCUACAAACUAUAUAAAUAAAACAGUCAGCCUUACAUUCUGUGCACUACCGGGACCAACUACAACCACCCUUACAGCGGCAGAUGAAAUGCGUCUUAUUCAGGCUGGCCUUGGGAAGAAGCUAGUGUCUCUGCCUGAGGACAGCUCACAUGAUGAGAUUGUUAAACUUCUGGAGAUUGAGUAUCCUAAACUGGGGAACAUCACAGGUGGAUGGAUGCUUUAUAAAGCCACAGGUGGGACUGGUCAUAGAAAACUUCAAAUUAUCCCUCUAGAGUCAGAGGGGUAUUCUGGAAAGCAGCUUAAAAUUUUGACAAAUGCAGGGGAAAUCGUUUUGUAUGUAGCUCCACUACAGGAGGAGAUGGACCUGAGUCCUCUUCCUCCUGAUGCUCAAGAGUUUGCUAAAAUGCCCAAAAAACCUGCAAGAGAUGUGGCAUGUAUAUGCCUCUUCAGUUGUUGGCAUCUCAUGUGGACAACUGUGAAAUAUCAGCCUUCUACAAGUGGAAACGUUGACAGGCAUCCUUCACCUUUACACAGCGUUUCAGACAUGCAAGAAUGGAUGACCACAUCAGACCCCAAGAGAGCUGCAUUGCUUUUUACUCGAGAAUUACUGUGCAAGGCAGAGAGACAUGCUGAACCCCUGUGUUUCACUUUGGACAUUCACAAGAGUGUUGAGGAACAAGACCAUGCUAUUCUGUUCUUCUACAAAAAAGGCAACGUCAACUGGGCAUCUCCUCUUCAGUGCAAACUAAGAGGUGAUUCUGCUGUUGGUGAAGGUGUGAACCGUUAUGUCCUCUCUAUACCAUCUCAUCAGCCCAUGAACUGA